GAGAGGCAGAGAAAAUAUAUCCAAAAAGCAACUGGAUGAUCAGAGGGAAGCACAGAUCCAGGAAAGCAGUGCACAACUGCAAUACUUCACACAUUGGCACACAUGGAGUGCAAACCAUGGCUAUGAUCAUCACCAGCUACCAACAAUUGGGAACUGCCAGGGAAUAAAGAGAGAUCUGUGAAUUUAACAAAAAAUUCGACCUGUCCAGGAGUGGCACACUGGGGUUUGGAUUGCUACAGUAUUGAUCGCUUUCGUUUGGUGGAUUCAGAAAGCUUGCUAUUUUUAUGGUGUUUUCUUAGGAUUGGAAAGCAAAGGAUUUAUCUUUUGAUAACACGAAGGGCGGUCUGCAAUGCCCUUUGCCAAGCGGAUUGUUGAGCCCCAGUGGCUGUGUAGGCAUGCUGUCACCCAGGUAGAGGGAAGCUGUUGCCGGGAUCAGGGAGAAGAGCAAAGGCAGCAGCACCCCCGGGGAAAUGCCAGGGAAGAAUUGGGGGUUGGCACCGCACAGGUGCCCACGGAUGAGAGGGAACCUCUGCCUGUGGAGGGGAAGGAAAAAGAUGUGGCCACUCUGGAUUUGUGCGCUAUCAACAAUGUUGCAAUGUCACGGAUUUUACGUCAACUCUCGGAUGUAGCGCGGCAUGCCUGCUCUAUUUUCCACGAGCUUGAGGCAGAUAUUCAGGUUACGGCGCGGCGCGUGCGAACGCUACAAGGGAAAAUAGGUACUGUCCAGCAGGUUGUCAGCAGCUUGGAUCCAAAGCAGGAGACAGUGCCUGUCUCAAACCUGGACGCAGAGAGCAAGCUCAAUGUUUAUUACAAGACAUCCUGGCAUCAGCAGAGGAACAUUUUUUUGCCUACCACUAGACCCUCUUGUGUGGAGGAGUUGCAUCGCCAUGCCAAGCAAAGCCUGCGUGCCCUCCGGAGGGAGCAGCGGGCCCGAGCAGAUAACAGAGAAAGGCGGUUCAUGGGCUCUGUGUUUGCUGCACCUCCAUUUCCUUCAUAUCCGGCAGCUCAUACUAUAAAGAGACGUGAAGUAAAAGAACGACACCAUGUACCGUGUAACAGAACCCGUCCGCCCUCCCCCACUGAAUGUUGCCAUUUGACCCCAUGGAGUAGAAAGGCCCAUCCACCUCAGGAGGAAGAUGAUAUGGUUUUAGGACAGAGGCCGAAAAAUCCAAUCCCUAAUGUCCCAUCUACACUGGAUAAACAGACUAACUGGAACAAAGAAUUACCUCUCCCCACCCCAGAGGAGAAGAUGAAGCUGGAGACCCAAGUGAUCACUUCUUGCAUUAUCCCCAUCAAUGUUUCCGGUGUUGGUUUUGACAGAGAAGCAAGCAUACGCUGCUCCCUUGUUCAUUCACAAUCAGUUUUGCAGCGUAGACGGAAACUGAGGAGAAGAAAAACCAUAUCAGGAAUUCCAAGAAGAGUUCAACAAGAAAUAGAUUCAGAUGAGUCUCCUGUAGCUCGAGACCGGAAUGUUAUAGUCCAUACCAACCCCGAUAUUGCAAACUCUUCAAAUAGGAGAUCUGGAACUCGAGAUACCGAGUGCCAAACUGAGGACAUUCUCAUUGCAGCUCCCUCAAGGAGACGCAUCAGAGCUCAAAGGGGCCAAGGUGUUGCAUCACUCUCACAUUCUGCAGGAAAUAUUACAGCUCUAACUGAGUCUGGAGACCAAAUGUUUGCCACAACAGUGUCUAAUCGGAUUCGUUCUCGUAGUCUUCCUAGAGAAGGUGCUAGAGCAAGCAAUGACCAUGACCGUGGUGCUCAGUCGACAACUUAUAAAGAUGAUUGCUAUAUAACAAGCUCAGAGAGGUCCCUUAAAAAAAAGGAAGACAUCUUAAUUGGUCAGAGUUCCCCAGAGCACUCAUCUCUAGGGUUAGCAUAUUCUCAGCAUAGUCCACCAUUAGAGAGAGGUAGAUCAAGGCUUUCGAGAAUGGCAGAUUCAGGCAGUUGUGACAUUUCCUCAAACUCUGACACAUUUGGAAGCCCUGUUCACUCCAUUUCUACUGCAGGAGUGUUACUGAGCACACAUAUGGAUCAAAAAGAUGAUCAUCAAUCAUCAAGUGGAAACUGGAGUGGAAGCAGUUCUACAUGUCCCUCACAGACAUCAGAAACAAUUCCUCCAGCAGCCUCUCCUCCACUGACUGGGUCUUCACAUUGUGAUUCCGAGCUAUCUUUGAACACUGCUCCCCAUGCUGGUGAUGAUUCAAAUAUCUUUACCAUUGAACAAUACAACGAUGACCACUUGGACAGCAUAAGAGCCCACAGGGCCAGUUCCUUUACAUCAACAGUUGCAGAUCUGCUUGAUGACCCCAAUAACAGUAAUACAAGUGACAGUGAAUGGAAUUAUCUUCACCAUCACCAUGAUGCUUCAUGUCGACAAUAUUUUAGUCCACAGCACUUAAAGGGAGAUGGCUUAGGCUGCCCAAGUUUUAGUAGUAUGGGCACUUAUGAUAGUUUUCUUGAGAAGCCAGCAUCUGAGAAAGCAGAUACAGGAUCUCAUUUUUCUGUGGACAAUGAAGGAUACUAUACCUCCAUGCAUUUUGACUGUGGUCUUAACAGUAACAGGAGUUAUAUUUGUAACUAUGCGCAGUCAGGGGCUGAGAAUGACCAAGAUACAGGUGUUUCUUCCAUGAGUUCAGACUGUGUUUGGCAACGGUAUUUAGAUCAAAGAAGACAAGGAAGACAGAACAUCUCAUUUAAGAAACCAAAGGCAAAGCCGUCACCACCAAAACGAAGCUCAUCUUUGAGAAUUUCUGAUAACCACACAGAUGUUUCUGACAUGAAAGAACCAAAGAUAACCAGUGCACAGCAAGUGCUUCACACCUCCAGGGAGAUGAUGCUGCCACUUGAGAUUUCAAAUACACCUUCAAAAACUGAAAACUUAUCUCCACCAAAUCAACCGGACAUUUCUUGGGUCAGUCAGGAAGAUAAUGAUUCAAAGAAUACUCAGUUUAUGACUCCAGAAAUCCCAUCAUAUAAAGAGGAAGGAGGUGAACAGCAUCACUAUGCAGAUCUGUGGCUCCUCAAUGACUUAAAAACAAGUGAUCCUUAUCGGUCUUUAUCGAACUCAAGCACUGCUACGGGUACUACCGUCAUAGAAUGCAUCAAGUCACCAGAAAGUUCAGAGUCGCAAAAUUCACAGCCUGAAUCUCGUGCCACCACUCCUUCCCUUCCUUCAGUAGAAAAUGAGUUUAGAUUAGCGUCGCCAGAAAAGCUGGCAGGGUUAGCAUCUCCUUCAAGUGGUUACUCAAGCCAGUCCGAAACACCUACUUCAUCCUUUCCUACUCCUUUCUUUUCGGGACCAUUGUCACCUGGGGGAAGUAAAAGAAAACCAAAAGUCCCAGAAAGGAAGUCCUCCUUACAGCAUCCAACUAAAUGUGGAAAUAUUUUCUUAAGCAAAGAAAUAGAACUUCCAACUAUACCUCCUACACAUCUUGACCUAAGUGCUCUUCAUGUGUUGCAUAAACCUUUGCCAUAUAGACCACAAGUACAUGCUUUCAGCCAUGUCAAUCAAAACCUGUCAGAAGAAGAACUUAAUCCAAAUGUAUCACCUGCCCUUGCCAUAACACCUUCAGUGCUGAAAUCUGUCCAUCUAAGAUCGGUCAACAAGCAAAACAGGGAGUCCAGACACAAAGAAUGCACUAACAUAUUAUGUACACAAGACCCUACAAUAAUUGUAGAGACCUAUCCCCCUGAAAAUACAAGUGAGCCAGCAGCUAGGAAAUCAAUAUUGCGCCAGUUCUCUACAGAGGAAGCCAUGCUGCCAUAUAUUGAUGCAUCACCAGUUGACACAAGCCCAGAAAUGUUUUUUCAAGGAAGUGCCCUGUUUACUGGACAUGGUUUAUACAAACCAGAGGUUACGCCACCUUUAGUUAGCAGAGCUAAAGAAGCUGAACCUGAAAAACAUCAAAAAUAUCGGGCAGAAGAUAUAAUAGAAGAAACCAUUUUCACCGCACAACCAGAAACCAUUACAAAAUAUGUACAGGAUUACUCUGCCAAUAUCAGUGAUUUUGCUACUGAAAAAAGGAGUCACACUCAAGAGGAAGGACAACUCAAAACAGAACAAGUACAUUGUGGCCCAUUAACCAUUUCAGAAUUUGUCAAAAGAACUAACCCUGGGGUUGAUGUGCAAGACAGAACUGCUGAGGUGUCUCCUUUGUCCAGCAAUGAGCCUAACAUAAGCAACAAUGACAAAGUGCCUGGAAAUACUCUCAGCUUUGAAUCAGAGAUCACACCUUUAUAUCCACUCAGUGACGAAUGUCCAGAGCAGGAAUCUGAAACUGUAUCAGGUAUUCCAACCAAAAGUGCCUCAGAGGACAGCAACAUGGAAGACACAUUUGAAAUCACUGAUGACAUCUCAUGGAAAGAUUCUUCUAUGAGUGAUGACUCCCUUGUAUCACCAAUGUGUGAGGAUUUCCAGGCUGACACAGAUGAUGUCUUUGUAUCUUCUAAUAAACCCCGCACUACUGAGGAUCUUUUUGCGGUUAUCCACAGAUCUAAAAGGAAAGUUCUCGGCAGGAAAGAUUCCGGAGAGAGCGGUGUAAAAAGCAAAUCAAAAGCUUUACCUGUACCACCCCCACCGGCUACACCUGCAGGUUCUCAGAGGUCUGCAGGUCUUAUCUACAGGAAUGCCAAAAAAUCCAAUACAUCAAAUGAAGAAUUUAAGCUGCUCCUCUUAAAAAAAGGCAGCAGAUCAGAUUCCAGUUACCGCAUGUCAGCUACUGAAAUUCUGAAGAGCCCAGUUACUCCCAAGUCGAUUGGAGAUUUGGCCCUUGACUCCUCCAGCUCUGAAGAACCUGGACAGUUGUCUCCUGGUAGUGAUGCAUUCUCACCAUUAUCCCCAUGUUCUCCUCGAGUAAUAUCUGAAGGAUUUUCAACAAAGACUAUGUCAGCCGCUUCUAGAGUUGGAAGGUCCAGAGUGCCUCCUGCUGCAAGCAGUAGCCGUUACAGUGUUAGGUGCCGGCUAUACAAUGCCCCAAUGCAGGCCAUUUCUGAAGGUGAGACAGAGAAUUCAGAUGGUAGUCCUCACGAUGACAGAUCUUCACAGAGCUCAACGUAGGGUUCCAAUUAUGGCUUACAUGCAAGAGAAUGAUUGCCAUAAAAAAAAUUUAAAAAAACGGAGACAUUGUGACCAUUUAAUAAUUUUUGUGCAAGACCAAUAGAGAAAAUAAGGGAUAACUGCACACCAGAUAUUGCUCCAGGACCAUAUCUAGUUACUAUUUGGUGGAAACUUAUAAAACAUUGGUUUGUUUUUCUUUCCAAUGAACUUUUCUGAAAAACAAAAACAAAAAAAAACCUGCCUGAUAAAAAACAAUAUUAAUUUAUCAUAAAUAUUGCAGGGUGCUGUAAGCAUUAAGGAGUUAAGGAUAUAUAAAAGCACUGAAAUAAUAACAAUGGACAAAAUACAUUUACUAGUGCAAUUACCAUUUAGAAUUCUGGAAACCUGUGUUUACCUAAGCUAUUGUUUUCUUUAUAAUAUAAUUAUUGUAUAUCAGUAAGCUAACAAAUCUACUUUAAAGGGGAAGUAAAUGGGAAAGUGUUGCUAUGGAAAACUGCUCAUAUUGUAAAAACAAAUAUUGAAAUAUAAAUUUGCUGAAGUGCUUCCCUGAGAAAUAAGCAGAAGAAAAGAAGAGAUAAUUCUUGAAGAUAAAUAUUUUUGUACAUUAGGAAUUAACAUAAUAGAGCAAACUUUCAAAGUAAUUAAAAGGAUGUAAAUAACAUAUUUUUGAUAAAAUUGUAUAUAGAAUUAUUAAACUAAAAUUGGAUAUGCAGCCAAUGAAUAAAAAGGCAUUAGAAAUCAUGGAAAGUAUGCGUAGCGCUCCUGCAUAACAUGUUGCAGCACACAUGAGGAGAUCAAUACAUUCAGAAAGUUAAUAGGGAAUUGUAUUCUGUGAAUACCAUCAUCCUGCUCUGCAUCACAGUAAUACUUGACCAUGACCAUUAUAAUACUCAGCAGCCUCAAAUUUCUUUUUUUUUUCUUUUUGUACAUUUUUUAAAGAUUGAGUGUAUGUUUUUUUUCUAUUGUAAAAAGAAUUUGAAAGUACUGUAGCAUUCAUUCUUCUUUUCCUACUCACAAAUAUGAUGACUGCAAGACCAACCAAAUCCAGAAGGGUAAAACUGGCUCUCGAUAAGAUCACUCUGUAACCCAAGAUGUCAAUGAACCAUAAAUUAUGUGGCAAAGUUAAGGUCGUCAAUGAAUAGGGGUGACAGUGUAGUGUGGUUUAUGACUUUCUCAGCCACCCUUUCUAGAAAUAUUGGGGCUGUUUGGUUUAAAAAGGUUUUUCCAAAGAGGACAAGCUUAUGAUACAUAAGUUUUGUGAUGCUUAAGAUGGUAGACUUGCCGUGUUUGCACUCAGCUAUCCAUACUAUAUGAGGUGCUUUCUGUAAAGUAUUUUAAUAAGUCAAAAAUAAAUGUUUAUGCCCAAUAUAUCUGAUGGAAGUGCCAUUAUAUAUGAAACUGUGAGAACUGCAAGUGAGCACAAUAUAAUAAUGUAGAUUAACAACAAAAAAAACACCUUUUGUACUGUGCACUUAAUCUCUGACUAAAUGAUCACUCUAGUAUAUCUAGUAUAAAGAACAAUGACUACUGUUAAAGAUGUGUAGCAUGGUGGGUGGAUAUAAACAGUAGUAGGACUCUGUAAAAGAACAAUAUUGACCCCUUGCUCACCACCAGCUAUGUUGCCAAGGGUGAGGUACUCAUGACUCUCUGGAAAGUCCUUCAUCAAUUAGACAGUUUGGUAUAUUAUACUAUAUAAUUCAUUGAGAUCUUUAGAGCAACCCUUGACAUGCAAUCUAAUAAAUAGGGAACACUGUUAUAUUCCUUUUUUUCUAAGGUGGUAGGGUCUGUCUAGUUUACAGGGUCACUACAGGGUACACUACAGGGUAGUGUACAUGUGGUAUAUCC
Molecule: messenger RNA, 6901 nt
Organism: Hyla sarda
Lineage: Eukaryota; Metazoa; Chordata; Amphibia; Anura; Hylidae
Gene: NHS
Product: NHS actin remodeling regulator
Exons: 9
Coding region: 350-5056 (1568 amino acids)
Biological process (GO): lens development in camera-type eye; cell differentiation
Source: RefSeq, a predicted model, not a curated record